AUGGAAGACAUCACAACCCUCUACACCACCUUCAAAGCCGCCGUCGAUAAAUACGAAGCCGCCGUCACAGCGCUUAGCGCCAACCUCGACGGCCCCAUGGAGUGUUUCGACGCUGCGGCGGCCCGCGAGACCACCGCGCUCGGUAACGCGGCGUGGGCGUGCCACGACGAAUGCGGCGGAUAUGUGGAGAGGGUAGCGAAGAUUAGGGCCGAGGUGGGGCCGGAGCUGAAUGGGCUGCUGGGGAGGUGCUUUAAGCUGGGGGAGGAGUUGAGGGAGCUGUCGGAUGAGCAGUAG
Morchella sextelata is the source of this 294-nucleotide messenger RNA. RefSeq lists its product as uncharacterized. The record is from RefSeq and is a predicted model, not a curated record. The coding region runs from base 1 to 294 and encodes 97 amino acids. NCBI's taxonomy places the organism in Eukaryota, Fungi, Ascomycota, Pezizomycetes, Pezizales, Morchellaceae. The transcript has a single exon.